CUGCCUGUGUUUUUGACAAUUGUAUUUUCCAAUUCUCCAUCUGAAACUAGCCGGAAGCCGGAGCUGAGCUGCCGGAAUAUUUUUUGAGCCCACCGGCCACCGCCUGCAGCAGAAGCUUUUGAACUCACUCCGGAAACCACCUCAGGAGCUUCAGGAACCUUAAAUCGAAGCUCUUGUCUCAUUCGCCCCUUUUCAAUCCAAUUCAAUUGCCGCAGGGUUGGUCAUAACAGUUGAAUUGUAGAUGGCCUGGCUCCUGAUUGCUAUCUCGUUGAUUUUACCGUGGGUGGCUUCUCUGUGCAAGAUUCUUCAUGCAUCAAAUUCGCCAUCCAAAGCUGCGUUCUUGAGCAGGGGUGAUGCUCUUCACAAGAGAAAUGUAUUGCUGGUUGUUGCCCACCCUGACGAUGAGUCUAUGUUCUUUUCCCCAACAUUAAGUUACUUGACUUCAGCAGGACACAAUAUUCACAUAUUAUGCAUGUCAACUGGUAAUGCAGAUGGAAUGGGGAACACUAGAAAAGAAGAGCUCUUCCAAGCUUGUGCAGUUCUGAAGGUUCCACUCCACCAAAUAAAGAUUUUGGAUCAUCCAGAUUUGCAGGAUGGUUUCAGCAGAGCGUGGGACCACAAUUUACUGGCUAAGAUUAUCAAAGAUGAAGUCACUACUCAUGCCAUUGAGUUGAUAAUUACUUUUGAUAACUACGGUGUUUCGGGUCAUUGCAAUCAUCGUGAUGUGCAUUAUGGGAUACGGAAACUUUUACCCGAUAUAAUGCAGAGAAAUAUUGAAGUGUGGGAACUUGUCAGUAAUAGCAUAUUACGGAAGUAUAGUGGACCAGUUGAUAUUUGGCUGUCCAUAUUGUAUGCCACGCAUUACUCAAGUGGACAGCUCCAUUGUUUGCUGAAUGUGCAUCCUCGAAAGAGCUUUCUUGCAAUGUCCCAGCAUAGAAGCCAAUGGGUUUGGUUCCGAAAGCUGUUUGUAUCAUUUUCCAGUUAUACUUACGUGAACACACUCAGAAAGAUUAUGUGAACAUGUAAAUGAGGUUCGAGAGCAUUGGAAUUAUUAUGUCUUUUGCGGCUUCAGAGAAAUUCCCUCAAGAAAGAGCAAAUGACCGGAGUAUGAGGUUAAUGGAAAGCACUGGAAUUACCAUGGUUCUAGUUUUUUGUGGUUUUCAAAUGGAUGGUCUAAACCUUUUCAACUCAAUUGGUUUAAUUCCCACUGCCAGGUGGAUCUGCUUAUAUAUUGGAAAUAUUUCUGAGCAAGUUGAAUGGCAGCCUAACAUUCACAUAGCUAGAUGACCAUAAGAAUUUGUUUUUGAGUUCUAAUUCAUUUGAAAGCAGAUUAUUAAUUAUGUAGUUCUGAUUUUUUUUUGUUUUUUUGUUUGGUUGGGUGUUAAGGUAUUUUGUUUGAGAUUUGUAGAGUGAGAGGAAUGACAAUGUAGCGCCUGAGAUGUUGUGAUACAUGCUCAAUGACUUACACCCAAUUGUUACUCAAUACCCUCGGUUGUUAAUUUCCCAUUCCCAUUUUAGAGUGUGGUUGAGCAAUUUAUUGAGUUGAUGAAACCUCCUUUAACAAUGAAAAAGUGGGGGCAAAACUAUUGGAGAUGUUUCAAA
This is a messenger RNA of Malania oleifera, 1602 nucleotides long. RefSeq lists its product as uncharacterized. The record is from RefSeq and is a predicted model, not a curated record. Gene Ontology annotation, molecular function: N-acetylglucosaminylphosphatidylinositol deacetylase activity. NCBI's taxonomy places the organism in Eukaryota, Viridiplantae, Streptophyta, Magnoliopsida, Santalales, Ximeniaceae. Gene Ontology annotation, cellular component: endoplasmic reticulum. Gene Ontology annotation, biological process: GPI anchor biosynthetic process. The transcript is spliced from 11 exons. The coding region runs from base 242 to 1018 and encodes 258 amino acids.